AUUCGUUAUAAAAAAUAUAAAAAAGCAUUUUAUCAAAUUAUAUUAAUUGACUUUUACAACAUAAAAAAAUGGGUAAAGUAAAAAAAAUUGAGGAAAGUAAAAAAAUAAAAGUCAAACGUCAAUUAUUUGUCAAACCUGUAGCUGUUGUUAAACCCUAUGUGCCCGAAAAUGUUAAUAAAGCGCCUCAAAAUUAUGUACCUCAAGUGGUUGAAACAAGACCACUUGAGGAAUCAGAUGAGGAAACAUACGAAGACCAAUUGGAAAUCUACGACGAUAUUCCAGAAAUAGACGAUGAACAAGUUCGCAUACUCGAUGGUAUUAUGAUUCGUAUUGAUCGUCAUUUAAACGACGGCAUAAUGAAUAAAAAUGAACGAUAUUUUUCACUUAAUGGAGAUUCAACAACUAGACGAGUGGUUUGUUUAGGAUGUUGUUUAUGUACAGGAGAACAAAGCGAACAUAAUCAUUGUUGCGCAACAACCGUGUGCCCGUACAUACAAGAUUUAUUUGAGCGGUGCCGCGGUUGUUGUUAUUGUAUAUAAAAAUAUAUUUGUAAAUAAAUUGUAUAUAUGUAAAUAAAAAGUUCAUUUAUCAAAAUAUCUUUUGAUGCGACGGACGAUUGUUUGUUAUAUUUAUAUCAACUUAAUUUAGAUUUAAAAAAACAUUUACAGGAAACGCAUUUAAAUCAAGGUGUUUGGAUGGAUAAAGUUCUUUUAGCUGAAGAAAGCGAAUUGGAUAGUUGUAAAAGAGUAUACGGUUUUUAUAUUAAAGAUUUAAAAUUGAUAAAGACAUAUCAAAUAGAGUUGAUAGAAGUUCUUGAUUUGCUAUUUAAAUGUCUUCCGCAUCGCGUAUUUUAUCCUGACACGUGUUUUCAUAAUUAUAGUGAAGUCAUUGAACAUUGUCUUGAUGUGUUAAAAACAUUUUAUUAUUA
This is a messenger RNA of Hydra vulgaris (swiftwater hydra), 928 nucleotides long. RefSeq lists its product as uncharacterized. The record is from RefSeq and is a predicted model, not a curated record. Lineage: Eukaryota; Metazoa; Cnidaria; Hydrozoa; Anthoathecata; Hydridae.